AUUUUUGUCUUCAGCACACCCACUGGGGUGGAGACACCUGAUGUUAUUGACCUUCGAAAGCAACAGAGGAAGGAACCUGAAAGGCCUCUUUAUCAAGUCCUUGAAGAAAAGGAGGAAAAACUUGCUCCCGGAACUUUGCUUGGAACUACACACACGUAUGUGGUUGGCACUGGCACCCAGGAAAAGUCAGGGGCUAAAAGGGUGGACUUGCUUAAAGGUCAAAAGUCAGAUAAAGUGGAUGUCACUUUACUGCCAGAGGAGUUGGAUGCCAUGGAGAAUGUUUUACCUGCAAAGUAUGAAGAAGCAAGGGAGGAAGAGAAGUUACGGAGUCAGCGCGAGGAUUUCAGUGACAUGGUUGCUGAGAAUGAGAAGAAGAGGAAGAGAAAGAUGCAAGAAAAGGAUGGCAAGUCCAAGAAGAAAGACUUCAAGUUUUAAGGUUGUUCUGUUUCUCUUUAUUUUGCUGGUAAAUGGAAGACCUGGAGUUUAUCUAUUCAUCUAUUCGUCUUUUUCUAUGAGCUGCAGAGGAUUGGUUUUUAGCUGUGUUUUAUCACAUAUGUAUAAUGUUUGUCUGCAAGUUUUUAUGUUUUGGAUAGGAAUAUACUAAUGUAAUAAUACGAUGAAAACCUUAUAGAGCUGUGUCAGAUGCUUUAGUUGGAAAUUCAAUACAAUGCAUCAUUAUUAAAAAUUCAUUAAUGAGGCAGAUACUUUGGAUGGUUAA
Cicer arietinum (chickpea) is the source of this 718-nucleotide messenger RNA. RefSeq lists its product as uncharacterized. NCBI's taxonomy places the organism in Eukaryota, Viridiplantae, Streptophyta, Magnoliopsida, Fabales, Fabaceae. The record is from RefSeq and is a predicted model, not a curated record.